Messenger RNA from Selaginella moellendorffii, 1862 nucleotides. RefSeq names its product amino-acid permease BAT1 homolog. The record is from RefSeq and is a predicted model, not a curated record. Gene Ontology annotation, molecular function: L-glutamate transmembrane transporter activity; L-alanine transmembrane transporter activity; gamma-aminobutyric acid transmembrane transporter activity. Gene Ontology annotation, biological process: transmembrane transport; gamma-aminobutyric acid transport. The transcript is spliced from 11 exons. Lineage: Eukaryota; Viridiplantae; Streptophyta; Lycopodiopsida; Selaginellales; Selaginellaceae. The coding region runs from base 128 to 1756 and encodes 542 amino acids. Gene Ontology annotation, cellular component: membrane.
UGCAGAUUUAUACGCAGCUUGAGGCGUACACGUGAAGAAGAGGAAUCAAAUCGGUACAGCUCAUCCAAGGUGAUGCGAGGAUCAGUAACUUGAUCGAUCCUAGCUGCGAAGUCACUGUUUCGGCCAGAUGUGGACCAUACUGCAAAAAAGAGUGAGAAGGAGCCGAAAAGAGUCGCGUUCUCGAAAGCCGUGCGGGGCCCGUUGGGGUUUUUUUCUUGCCCCGGAACGCUGUUCCUAUGUCCGCCGAAGAACCUCUGAUGGAUUCCGGUCAAAAGCGCUUGGCGGAGCUCGGCUACAAGCAGGAACUCAAGCGCUCACUCUCGGUUGUCUCGAAUUUUGCGUUCUCCUUUGCCGUGGUUUCGAUCUUGACAGGGAUUACAACGCUCUACAGCACAGGCUUGAGUUAUGGGGGACCGAUCUCCAUGCUCUUUCGAUGGCAGAGAUAUGCUCUGCGUUCCCAACCUCUGGAGGACUCUACUUUUGGAGCUUCAGUUUAGCUGGCGAGAACUGGGGUCCGUUUGCAGCAUGGAUCACUGGCUGGUUCAACAUUGUUGGUCAGUGGGCCGUGACGACAAGCAUAGACUUUUCUCUAGCCACUCUCCUUCAAGUGAUGGUACUCCUGGGCACAGGUGGUGCAAAUGGGGGUGGUUAUUAUGCCUCCAAGUACGUCGUAAUAGGAUUCCAUGCAGGCAUUUUGUUUCUUCACGGGCUUGUAAAUAGCCUGCCAAUUCAUAUCCUCUCUUUUUUCGGUACCUUUGCCGCGUUCUGGAACUUGAUUGGGGUUUUUGUGCUGAUGAUAUUGAUCCCUGUUUUAGCUCCUCAGACACAGAGCCCUGAGUUUGUUUUCAAGUAUUUCAACACAGUGAACAACGAAGGUAUUCACAGCUAUCCGUAUAUUUUUCUUCUUGGAAUUUUGAUGAGCCAAUACACACUUACUGGAUACGAUGCCUCUGCUCAUAUGUCCGAGGAGACGAGAUCAUCAGACAAAAACGGUGCAUUUGGAAUUAUAAGUGCCGUCGUCAUAUCCGUCAUCGUUGGAUGGGGUUACAUUCUUGGAAUCACUUUCGCGAUCAGCGACAUCGGGUUCUUGCUCGAUCCAAACAAUGACGCCAAAGGUUAUGCCGUAGCCCAACUCUUUUACACCAUUUUCAAGGAUAAAUAUGGCACUGGAACCGGAGGCAUAGUAUGCCUUGGAAUUGUUGCCGUGGCCAUUUUUUUCUGUGGCAUGAGUUCUGUAACUAGCAACUCAAGGAUGGCCUAUGCUUUCUCAAGGGAUGGCGCCAUGCCGCUCUCUAGCUUCUGGCACACUGUGAAUUCGCGUGAAGUUCCGUUGAAUGCGGUCUGGCUUUCCGUCGUGAUUGCGUUUUGCAUGGCUCUUCCGUACUUGGGAAGCAGCGUUGCGUUUCAAGCUAUGGUAUCAAUUGCAACUAUCGGCCUUUACAUUGCAUACGCCCUCCCGAUAUUUUUCCGCGUUACCAUCGCGGCCAAGAGCUUCAUUCCAGGGCCAUUUAACCUGGGGCCUUUUGGAUUUGUUCUGGGAUGGGUGUCAGUUUUAUGGGUGGCGACAAUCACGGUCUUGUUCUGCUUGCCAGUGGCUUACCCGGUCACAGAGACAUCGCUCAACUAUGCACCAGUCGCCGUGGGGGGUGUUUUGAUCCUGGUGGUGACGAGCUGGCUCGUUUACGCUCGGCAUUGGUUCAGAGGGCCUGUGGCGAACAUACAAACCGAGACAGAGGGUGAAAAUGGAUCGGUUUGAUGGUCUAGCUAUCAAAUCAUUUUUGGACUUAGAAUCUGCAGUGAUGUAGUAGUUUUUGGCUUCUAGGAAUGAACCAAAAUGGUAUAGAAAGUUCUUCUCUCUUUGA